GGCUGUUACCUAUUAAUAGAUCAUAUGACCACAUUUUCCUUGUAGAGAGCCAACGAGCCCAUUUUAGAAUAGAUGAUCGCUGUCAACCAAGACGUGUUUUUGGUGAUGAUGACAUUGUGAUAGGUCGUCUCGGAGGGUGGAGAGAAGCUGCGCACCGAAUAACUUCUCAUCGACCGCGUGUUUUGGUCACUGCAGUGUGAUUGAACAUGAGUAGCAGCAGACUUUAUUUACGAUUGCAAUCAUGUCGUUUUUAUUCCGGUGGUUUGAGAGCGACAUAUCACCGAACCUUGGACAGGAUCGAGUUAAUGCUGCCGCCUAAAUUAAGACCUCUCUACAAUCAUCCUGCUGGACCAAAGACGGUUUUCUUCUGGGCACCAGUUUUUAAAUGGGGUUUAGUAGUGGCUGGAUUCUCUGAUAUGACCCGGCCACCAGAAAAGCUCAGUGUCUCUCAGUCCUGCGUCAUUACAGCCACAGGAAUAAUUUGGUCAAGGUACUGCUUGGUGAUCAUCCCCAAAAACUGGGCUCUGUUUGCUGUUAACUUCUUUCUAGGCAUGUGUGGAAGCAUCCAGCUCAUAAGAAUAUGGAGGUACAACCAACAGCUCAAGCAGAAAGGAGUGGAAGUGCCACAGUCUUGAAUUGCCACUUAUUCUUACGAGUGGAGUGGUGAUAUAGUUUUGCUUUGUUACUGUAAAAGCAAUGAAUCUGCAUUUUGCACACAUCAGUCAUGUUAUAUAGAUCAAACAAAUAUGCUCUGUCUGUGUAAAAUAGGGAUUUGUUUUUUUUAAACUUCAUAAUCAUUUAAAACUUUAUCACAUAAAAUUGUGAUAUAUUACGAUUGUAAUUCAUAUGUUCUUGAUUGUAUAUUGUAAUGUGUUGUUAUUCUGAUCCAUCGUUAUUUCUAUAGAUUUCUUAGUUUUAAGGGGGUCAUAUUAUAAUAAUAAUCAUUUUUUAAAAAGUUACUGGAGGUGUGCCUGUAAUAUUAUAAUUUUUUUGUGCCAAAACAGUCACUAUUGAAACGACUAUUGAAAAAAAGACUAAAAAAAUUCUAAUUCUUAGAGUUAACUGGAUAUAUUUUGUUAGUGUGUCUUUAAGGAAAUUCUUUGCAUGUGAAAUUAACUUUAAAUCAAAGUGUGCCACACAAACCUCUAAGAUCAAACUGAAAUGUAAUAUGUUAUGGAAAUCGUAAAACAUAAAAGACCUUAGUAUGCUUUGAGUUCUAAAAGUCACAAUGUAUUUCUAAUGCAUCAAGCUUUUUCUGAAAAGGCUAAGGAAUAAUUUGAUUCCUCAUGAUAUGGCCCCUUUAAAAUCUAACAUAAAAACUAAUGGUAAUUUGAUAAAACUAACAUCCUGUUGCACUGUAUGCUAAAUCACUGUUACAUGUUUUGCAUUGGAUACUGAGAUGAGAUGAACACAUGCAGUGGGCAAAGGUCAUUACCAAGUCACACACAGGAAUAGACAGACUUUGCCCUUUAUAUGGACAGAACAGACACACAAUGAUAGACAGAAUGUUUUAAAGUGUUGAGCUGUAGUACAAUCUUACACAUUAUAGUAAUAUCUGUCAAUGUACGCAUUUAUUAAAGUCAAUAUAACAUGGA
Messenger RNA from Sinocyclocheilus anshuiensis, 1595 nucleotides. RefSeq names its product mitochondrial pyruvate carrier 2-like. NCBI's taxonomy places the organism in Eukaryota, Metazoa, Chordata, Actinopteri, Cypriniformes, Cyprinidae. Gene Ontology annotation, cellular component: mitochondrial inner membrane. The record is from RefSeq and is a predicted model, not a curated record. The transcript is spliced from 6 exons. Gene Ontology annotation, biological process: pyruvate import into mitochondria. The coding region runs from base 207 to 635 and encodes 142 amino acids.